Molecule: messenger RNA, 549 nt
Organism: Malassezia japonica
Lineage: Eukaryota; Fungi; Basidiomycota; Malasseziomycetes; Malasseziales; Malasseziaceae
Gene: imp3
Product: U3 small nucleolar ribonucleoprotein imp3
Exons: 3
Coding region: 1-549 (182 amino acids)
Biological process (GO): ribosomal small subunit biogenesis; rRNA processing
Cellular component (GO): small ribosomal subunit; small-subunit processome; Mpp10 complex
Molecular function (GO): structural constituent of ribosome; rRNA binding; snoRNA binding
Source: RefSeq, a predicted model, not a curated record
AUGCGGCAGCUCAAAUUUCACGAGCAGAAGCUGCUCAAGAAGCAUGACUUUCUCCAGUGGAAGAAUGAGCACAACCUGCGUGAGAUCAAGGUGAUGCGCAGGUACCACCUGCAGGACCGCGACGACUACCAAAAAUACAAUGUCCUGGUCGGCAAAGUGCGCAGCCUCGCGCUGCGCCUGUCGACGCUCCCUGCCGCAGACCCGUUUCGCGCGCAGCAGGAGUCGAUGCUCCUGAAUAAGCUGUACGACAUGGGCCUGCUCGACACCGGUGCCAAGAUGAGCGAUAUCAUGGAGAAGCUGAACGUAAGUGCGUUUUGCCGCCGCCGCCUCCCGAUCGUGAUGGUGCGGCUGCACAUGAGCGAGUCUGUGUCGCAGGCCGUGCGCUACGUCGAGCAAGGGCAUGUGCGUGUUGGCCCCGAUACGAUCACCGACCCCGCUUUCUUGGUCACACGCAACCUCGAGGACUUCGUUACCUGGGUCGACACCAGCAAGAUCAAGCGUGCGAUUGCCAACUACAACGACGAGUUGGACGACUUUGAUCUCCUAUAG